UGUUGUGCCGCGGAGGCCGACCCGCAGCCGUGCUCGCUGCCUCGCGCCGGGCAAUUGGCUGGCGGGCGUCACGUGGGCGCGAUCAGCUGGGCCUGUGGCUGCGGGCGGCCUGGAGUGGGACCUGCAGCUGCCAGGCAAGUCCACCCGGUGCGGGCUCGUUCGCGCCGCCCGCCUCUUGCGGACACUCGCUGCCCGGCGGUGGGUGUGCUGCCUGUACUCGCCUCUUUUCUACGCUGCUGCGCACGCAGGGUUUUAGAACUUCAGUUGUCAAAAUGGGCAGAAUUUUCCUUGAUCAUAUUGGUGGUACUCGUCUGUUUUCUUGUGCAAACUGUGAUACGAUCCUGACCAACCGCUCAGAGCUCAUCUCCACUCGGUUCACAGGCGCCACUGGUAGAGCGUUUCUUUUUAACAAGGUAGUUAACUUGCAGUACAGUGAAGUUCAAGAUCGGGUCAUGCUCACUGGCCGCCACAUGGUUCGAGAUGUGAGCUGCAAAAACUGCAAUAGCAAACUGGGAUGGAUCUACGAGUUCGCAACUGAAGACAGCCAACGUUAUAAGGAAGGUCGUGUGAUCCUGGAACGUGCUCUAGUUCGAGAGAGUGAGGGCUUUGAGGAGCAUGUACCAUCUGAUAACUCUUGAAGAAAACAAAGUAAAUCUGUCUUUUCCCAGGUCUCCUUCACUGAAAACAAAUCUACUUACAUACACUGUCACCUUAGCAUCAGAGUCGGAUUCAUGAACUGCGGAACAAGAGGUUAUGAGAAUCUAAGAUGGAAUCUUCUUUUCUUUCUUUUUUCCUUUUUUUUUUUUUUUUAUAUUUAUCCAUCCAACAGCAGUUUCUAGAGAGAAUAUUAUGCAGAUGCCGUUGAAUUUUUUUUUUCUCCCCCGUGUUUACAUCCUAAGGCAGAAGCAUCUAUCUGCAGCUACAUGGUGGGCUAUGUAAGGGAAAAAAUUGGAGCUAUUAGAGUGGAAAUGUGUUUUAUGUAAAUUUUGAGUGGGGAACAUGGCAAGAGCAUGAUUUUUAAACUUAUUUGGGCUUCAUUUUAAACUUUUUUAAAAACCCAGUUAUUUCACUUAAUUUGCUAGCUUCAGAGAAGAGAUCCGAAUCUGUGCCCAGCGCUAAAGGCUCAGUGUUAGCGUGGCUUGUGCUGGCCAGUGUGCCAUAUUCUUGUUGGAGAUGAACUGUAGCACCAGAGCCCAUUCUUCCUUGUCAGUCUUGACCCAAAGAUGUCACCAUUCCUAGAUACUUGUCACCACAUAAUUGGUGUUGAUUGGAAACUUUCUGAAAUGGGGCAGAACUGCUUGGUUGUCUUUUUCCAUGUAACUUAAGCAUAGUAAUAUAAAUAAAGUAAUAGUUGGAUGUUUUUGGUCCUGUGUUGAUUUUUAAAAAUACUUUAUAUAUAAAGAGCAGAGUAUAUGGUGUGAUUUUCAUAGUAGUUAACUGUUUCUUUUUUAUCUUAAGCUAAAUUAACUAUGUUAAGGUAUCCUUGUAAAUGAAAGCAUACUGUUUAAACUCACAGUAUUACAUUUAGAAAACAGUUGAACAGAAUGUCAGUGUGCAUCCAUGCAAAAGGCAUUAAUCUGCAUCUGUUCUAAAAGGGGGAGAUGAAGCAGCUUAUCUAAAAAUACUGCUUCACCAAGCAUUUCAGCCUUCCCCCUCACUUGUGUACUGAUGUUGACAAGUCUUUGAGCCCAGUAGUUUCAUCAAAGGACUAGAUCUUUCCUUAGCAUUAUAUUUUCAGAUCAUCCUUAGAAGAGUUCAGUUACUGUAUUUGAACUGUACUUAGUACCCUCUUGGAAAGGAAUCAGAUUUGACUCAGGUUAUUUUAUGAUAAAAAUUUACGACAUUACAAAGUAUUAAAAUGUGUUUCUUUACCCAGCCUCUUCUAGGUAAACUAAUAUUUGCUUUUUGCGGAAUAAUAAAGUGUCAGUAAAAUUGGCUAUUUAUGCAAAUGAAUGAAUGGAUGUUAUAUGUUCAAUUUCCAGGUCCUCUACAAAGGCAAUUUGCUGCUGUUGAAUUAGUGAAAUAUUUUCUGUCAUUUAUAUUAAGAAUGAUUUCUUAGUACAGUUAAGUUUCUCACAGCGUAGUUAUCUGAUGAGGUAUAAUACUGCAUUUCAAAGAAGUGAACACAAUUCUUCAUCUUCAACUUUAUUGAAACCUUCAAGCAUUAAGAACAGUAUUCAUUUCCACUGGUUUCUAUAUUGGCCUUUGGUGAUAUGCAGAUUCCUAGUAGCAUGCCUUACCUAUAGCACUCUGUCAAAAUAAAGCCUGUUUUGUCUUG
Nannospalax galili (Upper Galilee mountains blind mole rat) is the source of this 2278-nucleotide messenger RNA. RefSeq names its product yippee like 5 (gene Ypel5). The transcript has 3 exons. The coding region runs from base 273 to 638 and encodes 121 amino acids. Lineage: Eukaryota; Metazoa; Chordata; Mammalia; Rodentia; Spalacidae. The record is from RefSeq and is a predicted model, not a curated record.